CCACCACCACCACCACCACCACCACCACCACCAAUCUCUUUCAAUAUUCCGCACUACCACUACAACUAUUGCACCACCAUCACCACCACCAAUCUCUUUCAAUAUUCCACACCGCCACCACAACUAUUGCACCACCAUCACCAUCACUAGUAAGGUCACUUUUAAGCUUUUUGCCUAUACAAAGCUUUAGGCCCACUCUUAGUCCUCCACCACCACCACCACCACCACCACCACCACCACCAUUAUACGAAUACCUUUACUGCUGAUCAGUAUAUCUUAACGACCACCAUUGUCCUGUCCCUCUCAUGUUUGAUCCAUGGACUGGUUCUCGUGGCUGUCGAGGACAGGGCUCGAGCCCUCACUAGUCUAUGAGUAUGGCCUUGCAUUUGCUCACAACGAGCUUGAGGAAGAUGACAUCGUCUACUUGAACCAUGAUAUCCUCCAAAGCAUGGGCAUCUCCAUAGCCAAGCAUAGGCUCGAGAUCCUCAAGCUCGUGAAGAGAGAAAGAGGAGGGAGGCCACUCCCUAUCUCUAGGCUCUUUGCUGCCAUAAAGAAGACCAAGAGGUGCAUCACCAAGUAUAUUCAUGCAUGGCUCCAUAGCAAUGACUCUGCUCUUGUGGUAGUGCCAGGGCCUAAGUAUGGUAAUAAAAAGGAAAACUGGAAGGUAGGCUCAUUGUCAAGAAAAAACAGAGGUUUGCUUCUUUUGAAGCCGGGGAGAUUGCUUCUCACCGAUGGAGGCAGACCUAAGGCCUUGAAAAUGGCUACCCCUGAUUAUGCCAAAAGCCCUUCAAUAUAUGAAAGUUGCGAUGAAUUUGCGGGAGAUGAUCCUCGUAAGUCUCACGCAGUUGAAGAGAUUCGAUGGGCUUCAAUGUUUCGAGACCUGAAACCAACUUGAACAUUAUUCAAUUUACCUCAAGAAAAGGGAAAGUGUACUAGACACUGAUGGUGUAUGGCAAGCAUUAAACUGGAGGAGGAAUUCACUGUCCAUUCAUGAUGAUAGAUGAUGGAGUUGAACAGUAGUGGUCUCACAUUCACUAAGGUGCAUUAAUCUCCACCAUCUAUCACUGAGUGGAUGGAGGAUGCUUCUUUGGAGCACAAUAUGUUGUAUAUAUUGGUUUAUGGUACAUACUAUCCCAAAAAAACAAACUCUUGAUAUUCAGCAAAAGAGAAAAAGAAGACAUUGAGGUAUACCAGCACUGUGUGGCUUGUGAUUGUUUUUGAUUAAAUAUCUUUAUUUAAUACUUGGGUCAUAGGGUGUCCCACUUUACACAGCGGAGGCCAAGCUUUAAUUAUGAUUUGAUCCACUUGCUUUUGUAAUUUUACAUUUCUGUUGUGGUUUAACUAUUAUGUAAGAGCUGGGUUAUGAUUGAGAUGAUUGUAAUAUGGAUGGUUGAUUAGAGUCAACUACUGUCGGAUUUCCAUCUGUCCUUAGUGGGGUUUUGGUCUGUCCUCUUUUAAUUUUAAAUACAACUAGAUUUUAGAU
This is a messenger RNA of Amborella trichopoda, 1483 nucleotides long. Its product is annotated as Sterile alpha motif (SAM) domain-containing protein. NCBI's taxonomy places the organism in Eukaryota, Viridiplantae, Streptophyta, Magnoliopsida, Amborellales, Amborellaceae. Gene Ontology annotation, molecular function: protein binding. The record is from RefSeq and is a predicted model, not a curated record.